AUGAAGCUGACGUCGGCUGCUGGCAACAGGUCGUUGGUCUUGCUGCAGUUCAAACGCGACUCGAAGACGUUUCAGUCUGACGAGAUCUCGUCCAUGGUGCUCAUCAAGAUGCGAGAGAUCGCGGGUGCUUAUAUUGGCAAGCAAGUGGAGAAUGCAGUCAUGACGGUCCCUGCAUACUUCAAUGACUAG
This is a messenger RNA of Peronospora matthiolae, 189 nucleotides long. NCBI's taxonomy places the organism in Eukaryota, Oomycota, Peronosporomycetes, Peronosporales, Peronosporaceae. The record is from the annotation of a GenBank genome assembly.